Molecule: messenger RNA, 255 nt
Organism: Brenthis ino (lesser marbled fritillary)
Lineage: Eukaryota; Metazoa; Arthropoda; Insecta; Lepidoptera; Nymphalidae
Source: the annotation of a GenBank genome assembly
AUGGUCACUUCUACACCGAAUGCUAGCCAAGAGAUUCACAGACUGCAAGUGACAGAUAGUGAUAUAGCUAUUAUGGAGCGAACCCCGUCUCCACCACUGCUAAUCUCAGACCCCUCGAUAUCUGACACUGAGGGGUCCCUUAUAAAGAUAACAGCAGCCGAUUGUGAUUGUGAACAUCCUCUGUCUUCUACUCAAGUCAUGGCGGAACAUAGUGGUAGCACGACGAAAACGAAUCCCCAUGUGACAUUUGAUAGG